UGGAGCCGCCGGGCUCCCCCACUCCUCUUCACAUGGGGCUUGCCCUGCCGGCGGGACGGCGCUCCUGCUCUCCCGCCGACCGCUGACAGGCACCCGGCGCGGGAGAAGGGGGCUCGUCGCUGCUGCCGCCGGCGGGGCCCAGGUUAGGAUCUCUGUGAGGCUGCGCUGUGUCCUGACGCGUUAGGACCCAUCUGUGGUAGCUCAGUAGAGCGCAGAUCCUGGGAAGCAUGGACACGCCAGCAGAGGAAUGGCACGGCACUGGCACCAGCGGUACAUUUGGCACUGAACAAGGAAUGAAGAAAAUGAGCAACAUCUAUGAAUCAGCAGCCAAUACCCUGGGAAUUUUUAACAGCCCAUGCCUGACUAAAGUGGAAUUGCGAGUUGCAUGCAAAGGCAUAUCAGACAGGGAUGCCCUCUCAAAACCAGAUCCUUGUGUCAUCCUUAAAAUGCAGUCGCAUGGCCAGUGGUUUGAGGUUGACAGGACAGAAGUGAUUCGAACCUGUAUAAAUCCUGUCUUCUCCAAGCUGUUCACGGUGGACUUCUAUUUUGAAGAGGUGCAGCGACUGCGGUUUGAGGUCCAUGACAUUAGCAGCAAUCACAAUGGGCUGAAGGAAGCAGAUUUCCUCGGUGGCAUGGAGUGCACGCUUGGACAAAUUGUUUCUCAGAGGAAGCUCUCCAAGUCCUUACUCAAACAUGGCAACACAGCAGGAAAGUCAUCUAUAACAGUAAUCGCUGAGGAAUUAUCUGGCAACGAUGACUACGUUGAACUUUCAUUCAGUGCACGGAAAUUGGAUGACAAGGAUUUUUUCAGCAAAUCUGAUCCUUUUCUGGAGAUUUUUCGGGUGAAUGAUGAUGCAACCCAACAACUUGUUCACAGGACUGAGGUUGUGAUGAAUAAUUUAAAUCCAGCAUGGAAGACUUUUAAAGUGUCUGUAAAUUCUCUGUGCAGUGGAGACCAGGAUCGCAGGCUCAAGUGUAUAGUUUGGGACUGGGAUUCCAAUGGAAAGCAUGACUUCAUUGGAGAAUUUAGUUCGACUUUCAAGGAAAUGAGAGGAGCUAUGGAAGGAAGACAGGUACAAUGGGAAUGCAUUAACCCCAAGUACAAAGCAAAGAAGAAGAACUACAAGAACUCAGGCAUUGUCAUCCUUAACCAAUGCAAGAUACACAAGAUGCAUUCUUUCUUAGAUUAUAUCAUGGGAGGCUGCCAAAUACAGUUUACAGUAGCUAUAGAUUUCACUGCAUCGAACGGUGACCCUAGGAACAGCUGCUCGCUGCACUACAUCCACCCCUAUCAGCCCAAUGAGUACCUGAAAGCUUUGGUGGCUGUUGGGGAGAUUUGCCAAGACUAUGACAGUGACAAAAUGUUUCCAGCCUUUGGAUUUGGAGCAAGAAUACCCCCAGAAUACAAAGUCUCUCAUGACUUCGCAAUCAAUUUCAAUGAAGACAACCCAGAAUGUGCAGGAAUACAAGGUGUUGUGGAAGCUUAUCAGAGUUGCCUUCCCAAGCUGCAGCUGUACGGACCAACAAACAUUGCUCCCAUCAUCCAGAAAGUGGCAAAAUCUGCAUCAGAGGAGACCAACACCAAGGAGGCCUCGCAAUACUUCAUCCUGCUGAUCCUGACGGAUGGCGUCAUCACAGACAUGGCUGACACCAGAGAGGCCAUCGUCCACGCCUCCCACCUCCCCAUGUCAGUCAUCAUCGUCGGGGUGGGCAACGCUGAUUUUAGUGACAUGCAGAUGCUGGACGGUGAUGACGGCAUCCUGAGGUCUCCCAAGGGCGAGCCUGUGCUUCGAGACAUUGUCCAGUUUGUGCCAUUUAGGAACUUCAAACAUGCAUCCCCAGCUGCUCUAGCAAAAAGCGUUUUGGCUGAAGUUCCAAACCAAGUCGUGGACUAUUACAAUGGCAAAGGGAUAAAACCAAAAUGUAUGUCAGAGUACGAGUCUUCCAGGACACUAGCUCCAUGAAACUGCCUGCACUCUUUUACAAAAUUUAAAAAGAGAAAUGCUACUGUCUACAACUACUGUAUUUAAAAAUGAAACAAAAAAAAAUAGCACGUUUUGGUGAUUUUUAACUAAAAUACCUUUUUUUUUUUUUUUUUUGCAUGUGUAGCCUAAAGGCUUAAAUCUGUUAAGCAGUUGUAUUGUUGAAAACUUUUUAUGAGAAAAAAAAUCCAGAAAAAAAAGUGAACUCUUUACAUUACAGCAUGUUGCCUUGAAAUAAAAAAAGUUAUCUGUAUCUGGUUUUUAUACAGGUUUGUUGAAAUUUUGCUAAAUUUCUUAUAUUUACACUGUAAAGCAUUUUGAAAUAUUUAUUGAGAGUCGAUAGCCAAAAUGUCUUUGGUCUAAUCUGCUAUGAACUGAGAGAUUUUUCAAAAUGGCAGAUGCAUGAACUGUAUUUUGCAUGUUUAAAAUAAAAACAACACAGUUUUGCAGUUGUCUUUA
Molecule: messenger RNA, 2441 nt
Organism: Vidua macroura (Pin-tailed whydah)
Lineage: Eukaryota; Metazoa; Chordata; Aves; Passeriformes; Viduidae
Gene: CPNE4
Product: copine 4
Exons: 17
Coding region: 228-1964 (578 amino acids)
Biological process (GO): cellular response to calcium ion
Cellular component (GO): plasma membrane
Molecular function (GO): calcium-dependent phospholipid binding
Source: RefSeq, a predicted model, not a curated record